AUUUAAACUAUAAUGCCAAUGGACGCUUCUCAAUACAUUGACGUAACAACCGAAAAGAAUCACUAUUCUCUUGAUCAUUUUGUCAUUCCUUCUCAUUAUGAAAGAGAUGUUUCUUCCAUUCUUAUUCCUCAUGGUGUAAUUAUGGACAGAGUUAACAAAUUGGCACGUUUAAUUGUCGACGAAGCCAAGGGUCCUUUAGUUGUUUGUUGUAUCUUAAAAGGUGGUCAUCAAUAUUUUGCUGAUCUUAUCAAUGCUGUAAAAAAAUUAACCACAAAAAAUGGUGAGACUAUACCUUUGAGCUUAGAAUUUAUCCGUGUCAAGUCAUACAAAAAUGAUCAAUCAGAAGGUGUUACCAUGUCCAUUACUGAUGAAGAAUGCAAUGAAUUUAGAGGAAAGAACCUUUUAAUUGUUGAAGAUAUUAUUGAUACUGGUGCUACUAUGGUUCAAUUGCUAAAGAAGUUGGAAACAUUUGAACCAAAGUCAAUUAAAGUGACCAGUUUGUUAAUUAAGAAAACUCCCAAGAGCAAUGGUUAUAUACCUGAUUAUGUUGGAUUUGCUAUUCCUGAUGCUUUUGUUGUAGGUUACGCCUUGGAUUACAAUGAGUAUUUCCGUGAUUUAGAUCAUAUUUGUGUUAUUAGUGAUGAGGGCAAGAAGAAGUAUGCUAUUUAAAAUGUUUAUUUGUAUUGCAAUUAAAAAUCCUUAUAGAAUUUAAGCAUAUUUAAUAAAUCGAUAUUAAAGUUUAUUAUAUAUUAUAUAUUUUAAA
Molecule: messenger RNA, 763 nt
Organism: Cokeromyces recurvatus
Lineage: Eukaryota; Fungi; Mucoromycota; Mucoromycetes; Mucorales; Mucoraceae
Product: phosphoribosyltransferase-like protein
Exons: 3
Coding region: 13-669 (218 amino acids)
Biological process (GO): GMP salvage; hypoxanthine metabolic process; IMP salvage
Molecular function (GO): hypoxanthine phosphoribosyltransferase activity; magnesium ion binding
Source: RefSeq, a predicted model, not a curated record